This is a messenger RNA of Ramularia collo-cygni, 948 nucleotides long. RefSeq lists its product as uncharacterized. The coding region runs from base 1 to 948 and encodes 315 amino acids. The transcript has 2 exons. NCBI's taxonomy places the organism in Eukaryota, Fungi, Ascomycota, Dothideomycetes, Mycosphaerellales, Mycosphaerellaceae. The record is from RefSeq and is a predicted model, not a curated record.
AUGUUCGCCAUACUCCUCCUCCUCCCACUGCUGGCUGCAUUGGUGUCCGCACAGCAAAACGUACUGGUCAAUGGCAACAGUCAGCUUCCGCAAUGCGCUCAACAAUGCCCGCUCCUCCAGCAGGCCAACCAGGCAUGCACAGCCACCGCGACUCCCCAGGCAGCAUGGGCCUGCUUCUGUCAAUCAGCCUACAUCCCCACCUUGAAGACCUCUGCCGUGGGCGUUUGCGAUUCCACCUGCACGGAUGCGACACAAAAUGCGCAGGUCUCGACGUGGUACAACAGCAAUUGCGGCUCUGACUUUGGCGCGAGUGAGCAUGCCGCGGAUACGGCCACUGCGGCCACCACCACGGCAGGUGCUCCGGCUGCCGCGGGCACGACCAGCUCGGGAUCUAGCAAUGCGGGCAAUGGCAAUAACAAUAACAACGAUGCGGGCUCUGCCAACCAGAACAGUGGAUCUGGCACGACGGAUUGGAAUCCGGAGGCUACCAAAGAGGGCGGAGAUUGGUGGAGCACUCACUAUCAAUGGAUCGUCAUGGUCAUCGUCUUGGCAAUCGGCCUUUCGCUCUUCGCCUGGCUCGCCGUCUGGCUCAAACGCCGCCAUGACCGCAAGCAGGACGCAAUCACCGGCGGCUUCAACGCCGGCAUCACGGAGAGAAGCGCGCCAGAUGGCGGGUAUGCAGAGAAGAAUGCUUCGGGAACCUUGACCGGCGCGAGUCCCGUGAUAGGGAGCGGGCGCAACUCCCCGGCGCGAACAAGAGAGGCUUUCAUGCCGUAUGGAUAUGGAUACGCGAAGAGUGAGAGCCGAUUGGGUUCGUCUCAAGGUGUUGUGGAUCAAAGGCCCACAAGUCCGUUGGCUGCUCCAGCCAUGUCGAACGUUGAAGAGAAUGGAUCGAUGGGACCUUGGCCAGCGGAGAAUUCGUCGAAGCCGCUCUCAAGAGCAGGAUAG